Cynoglossus semilaevis (tongue sole) is the source of this 2052-nucleotide messenger RNA. Its product is annotated as MARVEL domain-containing protein 2-like. Gene Ontology annotation, biological process: bicellular tight junction assembly. Lineage: Eukaryota; Metazoa; Chordata; Actinopteri; Pleuronectiformes; Cynoglossidae. Gene Ontology annotation, cellular component: cytoplasmic vesicle; bicellular tight junction; apical plasma membrane. The record is from RefSeq and is a predicted model, not a curated record. The coding region runs from base 211 to 1881 and encodes 556 amino acids. The transcript has 7 exons.
GUGCGAGUCACCUGAUAGACCAUGGGUUCCAGUCAACAUGGCUGACAUUUAGCAACACAUACCAGUUCCUGCUCUACAGCGGUUUGUGGUGUUCUACAACAGCGAUCCGACCAGAAGGAGAGCAUUUAUACUUGCUUCCCCUUCUUCGCACAGUCAUAGAGACGCCGUGAUAACCCGUUUCUCAAUAAAUGACCAAAACUAUCACACAGCAUGAAGAGCUGGAGCAGGAAACUCAAGGCACAGGAGUCUGACAGCGAGGUAGGAGUCUCUUCUGGUAAGAGGAACUCCAUUAGUGAACCAGCAGUGCCUGUGUGGGUUAAUCACUCACCCACUCCCAGUAAUAUCACAGAUGAGGAUGAUGAUGAAGACUCCACAGGCUGCACAUCCAGCUCUUUACCAAAUGCACCAAAGAAGAAAAACAAAAUGGGGAGCAUGAAAGACAGGCUGAAAUCCAUCAUACCGCCAUCAUGGAGGGGCAUCAAGCUCAAACCAACAGGACAAUAUGAUAGUGAUGCAGAAGAUAGCAUUAGGGGGAUUAAUAUUCUUCCAAAUGGGACUAGAGUAAGCCCGCCUGUAAGUCCCCUGUUAGGGCGCAAGAACUGUACAAGUUCACUUGGAACCGCCAGCCAGAAUUCCCAUAAACGUCUUCUUGUUGAUGAAGGCAGCAGAGAAGAAUCUUUUAUUUCCAGCAUCCACCCUGCAGAGUACUACGCUGAGAAGCUGGAGGUCUAUAACCUGAAGUACUCUUAUCUAAAAUCAUGGCCAGGUCUGCUCAGACUGCUGGCAGGACUUGAGCUCCUGUUUGGAGGAAUGGUAUUAGCAUGUGUCAUCGCCUACGUUAAGAAAGACAGCGAAUGGUCCAACACCUACGGACACUACAAUGGCAUUUACAACAAUGGUCUCAGUGUGUCUGGGUACAGCUACAAUGGCCCUAUGACCCUCUUUGUCCUGGUUGUAGCUGGUUUCUCCUGGAUACUCACCUUCUGUCUUCUGGUGAUUGGAAUGUCUAUGUAUUACCGCACCAUACUCUUGGACGCCUCCUGGUGGCCCCUGACAGAAGCCUUCAUUAAUGUGGCACUGUUUCUUCUCUACAUGGCAGCAGCCAUCACAUACCUCAACGAUUUAAACCGUGGAGGUCUGUGCAACAUGACAAUAGGUGUUCACCCCAUCAUGGCCCAUCUGUGCCGGGUUGACGGGGGCCAGAUGGCAGGAACAGCAUUCAUGUUCAUCAACCUGGUGCUGUAUCUGGGAAGUUUCUUUGGUUCCUUGAGAAUGUGGAGGCAUGAGGCGGCACGCAGGGAAAGGAAGCAUUUUGAGAACCAGUACCAAGAAGAGUCCAUCCCUCUGGGGUGUCCUAAAACAAAGCCAAUGUCAUUCAGGGAUGAAAUGGACAAGACUGUGAGAAAAAAUGACAUCGGUCCUGAGGCGACUGUUCCUGAUGCACAUAAGAAUCCAGUCAGCAUGAUGAGAGACACAGUCACCAAAUACACCCCCAGCACACACGUAGUGGCAGACUACAUCAUAAAAUACCCAGAGGUCAGUUCUUUACAACAACGGGAAAUGUACAAAGCUGUCUUCAAUGAUCAGUAUCAGGAAUACAGAGACCUUUACAGAGACAUCAGCACCAGCCUGGAUAAGUUCCGAGAGCUAGAUGCUAUGAUGGCACAACUCAUUCGGGAUGGAAAAAGCCAAGAGGAUCACCAGAGGAUUCAAAUAAUUUUGAAAAACUAUCAGCAGAAAAAAAAUGAUCCUGCCUUACUGGACAAAAAGGAACGCUGUGACUAUCUGAAAUCCAAAUUACGCCACAUCAAAAACCAGAUCAGCACAUUUGACCAGGAAAUACUAAAAAAUGAUAACAAAAACAGAAGAGCACUGUCAUAAUUUCUACCACUGUUUUGUGUUUGUGAAUUCCCUUUAUGUAAUGUAAAUUAACCUGCCAAUAAUUACUGUUUCAUAUAAACAUUUGUACAAUAAAGUUUUUAUUUUCCCAAACAUUUUCUGCAGCGCCCCCUUGUAAAUAAAACUAUUGCAUAGACCUCACGUUUCUCACUA